This is a messenger RNA of Fomitiporia mediterranea MF3/22, 862 nucleotides long. RefSeq lists its product as uncharacterized. NCBI's taxonomy places the organism in Eukaryota, Fungi, Basidiomycota, Agaricomycetes, Hymenochaetales, Hymenochaetaceae. The coding region runs from base 1 to 798 and encodes 265 amino acids. The record is from RefSeq and is a predicted model, not a curated record. The transcript is spliced from 2 exons.
AUGGAGCCAAAGUCAACUAUCAUCACGCUUUAUGACGCCGAAUUCGACUUACCCGAGAAGACACUGUCACCGUUUGCCAUACGACUCAGGCUUCUUCUGGAUUAUAAGCGCAUCCCGUACCAGAACGUUUGGAUCCACUUCCCUGACAUCGAAGCAUCCGCGAAGUCUGUCGGCGCUCCUCCGACGAGAAUCAAUGCGGACGGCAGACCGGGUUACACGAUCCCUUUCGUAACCAUCGCAUCCCGCGAUAAACCCAUCAUCGCACUUUCCGAUUCUGCUAAAAUUGCGAAAUACGUAGAGGAAGCAUACCCAGAUCCCGAGGGGAAGAUGCUACCGGCCGAGAUGCGCGUGUUGUAUUCGAUCUUCUCUCAAUAUCUGGCGCAGAACAUAGCAGGGCCGAUGUUCAAAUUUGUUCUCCCAGGACUUUUGCGUGCACUAGCUCCGCAUUCCCGUGAUUGGUUGAUCCAGACGCGUAAGAGCACCCUCGGAGUUACGAUCGAUGAAAUGAUCCCGAAGGACGAGAAAGCCCUUACGGAGGCAUGGCGGGCCUUCGAUGCCGCGUUCGACGAACUCGCCGCAUAUCUCGACAAGGCCGGAGAAGGAAAUUUUAGAAUCACGGGAGAAGUCAGUUACGUGGAAUUUGAACUAGUCUCGACCCUCAACCUGCUCAAACGUACCAAUCCCGACGAGGGAUGGAAGAGGCUUGAAGCUCGUAAUGGGGGUAGAUGGGCGAAACUUAUGGAUCUGCCUAUUUACAAGAGGCUCUUGCCGGCUAACCGAUUGAAUGCUAUGUUGUAGACGAGAAUGUUUCUUGGGUCUUACUGGAUGUACAGAAUCGUGAAUUGAAUUUUGUUACAACUAC